AUGGCAACCGCAACCUGGGCCUGUGCUCUGCCGAGCUCUCCAGGCCAGAAAGCUCAUUGCCGCCGACAGAGCAGAGCCCAAAAGGGUUUGCUUGAGAUCGACGAAGUGUAUCCGCAAAGCAGGCGCGCGGAGCUUCAUGACAGAAAUGAGGCCACAUGCGAAGGAUCCGGGCAGAUCUCAGCUGUGCUGAUGCGACCAGAAGCCACCCGGGCACCCGCAAGGACUUGCCAGCACUGCCCUUCCGACAAGGGUCACCGCAUUGGCGCCGUCCUGAAAGGCUUACACAGGCUCUUGCAGCGCUUGAAUCACCAGGUGCGCCGCACCGUGUUGGAAACGCGUUUCACAGAAGCUCAACGCUAUGACUUCGAACGUUGGAUGUUGUCUCGCUCCGUGGUAUCGUGCAGAUCGCCUCUUCCGAGGACGCAAUUGUGUAAGCAGGAAGUGCAGAAGGAGAGAAGGAAACAUCGGAAGCCGUCCAAAGGCUCCAAGAAGGCUUCACUUGCGGCUUUGUGCAGACUGAAGAACGGUCUUCCGCAUCAGCCGGGACUGGUCGUCCACUCUCGUCAAGGUAGAGAGGAGCGAUACUACUCCGUGGUGCUGACUGUCGGACGCAUCCGCCUCUUGACACGAGAGCAUCGUGAUCUUCAGGUAGUGAAAGCAUUUCAUGCAGCUUUGGUUGCCUUCAAGAAACGCAUGGAGGGUGUUGCACAGGCUUCUUUCGAAGAGAGGUUUCGACAAGAAUUGAGAUUUUCUCUGGAUGAGCACAGGCUGAACCCCGGCGCCAUGGGUCUGCGCUUCUGCGUUUGCUUGGCUCCUCUUUGGGCCAGGCCGUUAGUGACUCCGCCAUUCCGGGCUGAGGGUGAGGCACUGGAGGCCGGCCUCCUCGCCUGGAGGCGCCUGGGAGAGGCCCGUGGCUGGGUGCCCCGACGGAGCUCCGUCCUCCAG
This is a messenger RNA of Symbiodinium necroappetens, 945 nucleotides long. Lineage: Eukaryota; Dinophyceae; Suessiales; Symbiodiniaceae. The record is from the annotation of a GenBank genome assembly.